UUCCCUCCUUAAAAAGCAUCAUAAUCCUAUUCAUCACUUGUUUUCUCAUCCAAGUUUGUGCCUAUCCAAAUGGCCAAGUUACAGGUUCUUGUGGAACAAUGAUGCCAGAGCAUGGUGCCUCCGCUCAAACCUCCACAUCACCUUAUAUUUUAACAUUAGCUAAAAGCACCUAUAGCCCUGGGGAAAACAUUGCAGUCACUCUCACCAGCAACAGUGGUGCCACUCAGUUCAAAGGUUUUCUGAUCCAGGCUCGUUCAGGCAGUGAUUCCACCCCUGUGGGCUCCUUCAAGACCAGUAGCACAAAUGUACAAACCCUGACUUGUUCUUCUACUGCUAGCUCAGUAAGUCACACAUCAAGUACUGCAAAGACCAGCAUACAGGUGACAUGGGUGGCACCAAACUCCAACCUUACAGAUAUCCAGAUCAGAGCCACUGUUGUACAAGUGGGGACUAUUUUCUGGACUAAUCUGCUCAGUCCAAAGAUUGCAUAUGUUGCUCUCUCCAGUACUGACACAUCUAUUACCACAGUGGGAAAUAUCACAUCAUUUACAAAAGGAACAACCACUACAGCCAAACUCAUUGCCACUCCCACCAGUAUCACAUCUAGUACCAAAGUGGGUGUUCUACCCGGUAACAGUGGAUCACAACUCGCUACUUUGACCUUUGAAAAACUCUUCUCAUUUUGUGCUAUUGCCGUCACUUUUGCACUGGAAUGAUGUUCUUCUAAAUCAACGGAAUAAUCUUGAAGACUGAAGAACUGGGAUCUUAAGUAAUGAUGGUGGUGGCCUGUUUCUAGACCUCAAUGUAACAUCUGACCUACUGUAUUUUGCUCCAAUGUUGCCAUUAUAAACUAGUUAUGUUAUUGUGUAGACCUAUUGUUAAAUGCAUACUGCAUUUUUAAAAAUCUUGAACAAAAAUAUCUGAAAAAAAAAAAAAAGAAUUCUGGAAAAUCA
Pseudophryne corroboree (corroboree frog) is the source of this 953-nucleotide messenger RNA. Its product is annotated as putative ferric-chelate reductase 1. The transcript has 5 exons. Lineage: Eukaryota; Metazoa; Chordata; Amphibia; Anura; Myobatrachidae. The record is from RefSeq and is a predicted model, not a curated record. The coding region runs from base 99 to 716 and encodes 205 amino acids. Gene Ontology annotation, cellular component: membrane.